UCAGUACCGAAUAAAUACGAUUUGCUACUGCUCUACAGUCAAUGUCAGUCGCGUCAUCAAUGAGAUUUAUCAUGAAAAAUACGAAGAGAAUCUAAACAAACGCUACACUAUAUUACAGGCUGAUAUCAUGGAUACUUUACAUGUAAACCCAGUAAGGCAAAGAUUAAAUAAGAUUUUCGAUACACAUAUAAUAGAUGAUAACAGUGAAGCUUUAAAUACGGUGUCUGGAAUAUGCUCUUCAAAUUCUUCUUACACAAGAAGAGUGUUGGUCAAUGAAAUCGAAAAGAGAGAUAUACUUGUAAACAAAGCAGUAUUAUUAGAAUUUAGGAAGGUAAAAGGUAAGCUUCAAGUGCUUUUAGACUCCUUGUCAACUUUGAAUAUUGCUGUUAAAGAUAUGUCAAAUCGACUACAAGAAUCUAAAACAAAGACCCACCAUUUGAUUAAACAAACUACUAAACUGAGAGAUGAAAGAAAAAAGACAGAAAAAAAGCACAUAUGGGUUGAUGCAUUGGUAAAUAAUUUUCAAAUACCUCCAGAACAGAAUGAAUACCUCAAUAAUGUUUCUAUAAAAAUGCCAAUAACAGCUGAUUUUUUUGGCACUUUAUCACAAAUUGAAAAGUUGUAUGAUAAUUGUAGAACACUUGUAAAAUGUUGGUACCAGACUUCUGCAUUUGACAUUAUGGAGAUAAUAAGCAUGCAACAAGAGGUUGCUAUUGAAAAACUCUAUCAUUGGACAAUAGGAGCUUGUCUCAGUAUUGAUUCUCCUUCCAAUGCAUUAGUUCCAAAAGCAUUAGCAAAAUUUCAAAAUAGACAAGUUUUAUUUUCAAAUAUUGUUGAUGAGUAUUGUUCUGCUCGUAAGGCAACUACAGUACAAUCGUUUAUUGAUGCACUUACUAAAGAUGGUGAUAAUGGCUCUAAGCCAAUAGAAUUUUAUGCUAAUGAUCCAAAACGGUAUAUAGGAGAUAUCUUAACAUGGGUUUAUCAUAUUAUACCAAUUGAAAAAGAGUACCUUAUCACACUCUUUAAAUUUUGUAAUAUUAAUGAUAAAAAUCAACAGAUAACAGAUGCUUUAACAAAUAUUAUGGAAGCUAUAUGCCCACUUUUGAAAGUUAGAGUUGAGCUCAUAUUAAAGCCUGAUAAAGAUCCAUUAACUUUGUGGUCUAUUACUAAUCUAAUAGUAUACUAUAAACAUGUAAUUCAAAGUGUCAUUCCUAAAGGACAUUUGGUUGAUACUUUUGAAGAAUUGUUAAAAAAAAGUGAAGAAAUGUUUUUAAUAACAUUGGAUAGCAAAAUUCAAAGAGAACUUAGUCAUGGUGUGAAAGCACCUCCAGUUGAUUUGAAUCCUUCUGUAGUUGUUACCAACUUAGUUAGCUUCCUUCGUGAUUUAUUGGCUGCUAUGAAUAUCUCUGACAACAUCAACAAAUAUGACAAAAAGAUCAUUACAAAUCAUAUAUUGGAUCCACUUUUGCAUGCAAUAAAUGAAACAGCCUGUCACUUGAGCUCAACUGAUAUGUCAGUGUAUAUGCUCAAUUGCAUUUAUCAUAUCCAGUGUACUCUAUCAUUAUAUACAGUCAUGGAUGAAUACAAUGAAAGACUACAAGCACAAUCUGAAGCACAAAUUGACACUUUAACAUCAGAGCAAGCAAGUUUUCUAGUAGCAAAUUUGAAUUUAGGACCAAUAUAUACAAUUCUACAAGAUAAGAUUAGUGGUCCAUUAUCUGCCAUACCAGGGAUGGAUGCAGCGACCUUGAAAAUAUUUCUAAACAAGUUUGACUUAUUUUUAGCAUCUCCAGAUACAUAUAUAUUGACGCAGCUAAAUUUGUUACUAAGUCAUUCACACAAAUCCGUUAUAAAAAAGAGAGCUUUUGAAGUCAUAUUGGCUAUUUAUGGACAAUUAUAUAAAGCUGUUCAUGACCCUAUAAAUGGAUAUUCAGAGCCAAAAAUGGUUAUACAGAGGGAUCCAGAUGAAGUGGCGAAAUUACUUAUGUAAUAAAACUGAGAUUGAAGUAUUUUAUCAAACAGAAAAUAGAAGAAAAAGUAAUAAUGAUGAUUUAGUUG
Diatraea saccharalis (sugarcane borer) is the source of this 2058-nucleotide messenger RNA. Lineage: Eukaryota; Metazoa; Arthropoda; Insecta; Lepidoptera; Crambidae. The record is from the annotation of a GenBank genome assembly.